AUGACCGACGAUGCCCAGAGUCAUUCGACAUUUGCAUUGUGGUCUGUCUUCUCAUACGAUUCAAUAUACUUUCACAAAUUGACGAAGUUGCAUAUACAAGACAAGCGAUUGAAAAGGGGCAAACAGAUGGCUUUCGGCACUGCGACGGCUGGGGACCCGAAGUGGUGGCCAGCAUGGAUCCGAUUUACAGUUCUAGCAAAUCUUUGCUGGUUCGUUUUCAUGGGCAAUUGUUACUCUUCUGGAAUCACGACUGGCUUCGAAGACAUGGCCGAAGAAUUUCGAGUUGGAUUUGGACCUCUCACGAACAUCAUCUCCUGGUCUGUGUUCGCACUGGGUGUCUCGAACCUCUUUUGGAUGCCUCUGGCAAUGUGCAUUGGGAAACGACCAGUCAUCCUCAUCUCUAUGGUGAUCUUCCUGGCAGGGCUUAUCUGGAGCGUCUACGCACCUACUCUCAAUAGUCUUCUUGGCGCUCGUAUUCUUGCGAGUUUCGGGGCCGGAAGUGUUGAGUCUCUUGGUCCCAGCAUAAUCGCAGAUUUGUUCCUCGAACGAUACUUCGCCACGGCCAUGGCGCUGUUUGCUUUGUUCCUUUCGGGAGGGUCUCAAAUUGGUCCUGUCAUCGCAGGAUACCUCAUUGCUGAUAAGGGAUGGAGAUGGUUCUUCAAGCUCUGUGCAAUCUUGAAUGGAGCCAACCUCUUUUGCUGCCUCUUUUUUCUGCCAGAAACAUCAUACCGUCGACCUUAUGUUUACGGCGGUGAAACAGCAGCCGAAGCCGACAAGGAGGCUACGCAAAUGAUCGAGCAUAAACAUGAUAAAAGAAUGGGAGAUGACCUCGCCACAAUCCCAACGGGCACUGCCCCUGGCGUUCCCUACGCAGGUACUUAUUGGAAAGACCUCGUCGCAUUUCGCCAUCGUGGUCAAGAAGAAACUGGAUUGAGAGCAUUCCCCAAACAAUUGACUCUGCCGUGGCGAUUCCUCUUGGUGCCAGGUGCACUCUAUGCCGCCAUCUCAUAUGGCGUUAUUCUCGCAGGAAUCGUCAUCAUCUCCUCCCAAAUGCCUCAACUCUUUGCCCCUCCACCAUACCUCUUUGACAGCAAAGCAAUUGGUCUCUUUACCCUCUCAUCUUUCAUCGGCGUCAUUGUCGCGUACCCUCUCGCCGGUCCAUUGACCGAUCUUCUUUCUCGAACCCUCACAAGAGCCAACAACAAUAUCCACAAACCCGAACACAGAAUCCCAGCCCUCAUCCUUCCGUUUCUCCUUUGUCCAUGGGGCCUCAUCCUCUACUCCUAUACGGUUGCAGAUUCAAAGCCUUAUUACGCCGCAGCAGUGGGCUUUGCUGUACAAGCAGCUGGUCUAUGCUUUGUGCCUAGCGUGGUGUUGAGUUAUGUAGUCGAUGCUUAUCCUGCUGAAGGUGGUGAAGCAUUGGUGUUGAUCAAUGCGGGGAAGAACCUAGUUGCCUUUGGGAUUACUAAGAGUAAUGCGCAGUGGCUUGCCAAAGAGGGAUUGAAGAAGAUGUAUGGGGAGAUGGCGGCGAUACAAUGGGCUGUUCUCCUCUUGGGGUUGCCUUUGUACUUUGCUGGUCCGUGGUUGAGGAGAAGCACUCAGAAGUUUGUUUGA
This is a messenger RNA of Mollisia scopiformis, 1614 nucleotides long. RefSeq names its product putative MFS transporter. The transcript has 4 exons. NCBI's taxonomy places the organism in Eukaryota, Fungi, Ascomycota, Leotiomycetes, Helotiales, Mollisiaceae. The record is from RefSeq and is a predicted model, not a curated record. Gene Ontology annotation, biological process: transmembrane transport. Bases 1 to 1614 code for a protein of 537 amino acids. Gene Ontology annotation, molecular function: transmembrane transporter activity.